AUGGCUGCCACUGGUGUGAAUGGAAACCAAGGAUUUUUUCCUUUUGCGUAUAUUUUAGUUCCUGGAGAAGACAUUGAAGGGUGGGAGUGGUUUAUGGAGAACUUGCAGCAUUGUGUCGACUCUCGUCCUAUCACCUUUAUCACUAAUCGUCAUGAAGGGCUGAAGAAAAGUAUCCCAAGAUGUGGUUGGGUUUCCAAGUACAUCAUAAAUAUCGAUCCCAAGCAUUGGGAAAAUGCUUUCUUCGUAGGAUGUAGGUAUGGGACACACUCGUCAACUAUUGCAGAUUCUUUUAAUAACUGGAUUCUUUCUGAAAGGGAUCUGCCUCCAGCUGCUCUUGUUGAUGAGAUUAGGAUAAAGAUUAUGAGGAUGAGUGCAGAAAGGCGUGAGCUCGGUAGAAAUUAUAGUGAUAGUUUGACUCCCAUCUAUAAAGCUCUACUCAAGUCACAUGUCGAUAUAGGGCGUCCAUGGAGUGUUACGGAGUCAGGUAAUGGUAUAUAUGAGGUUCACUCUCCUAUCUCUCAUGUUGUUGAUCUGAUGCAUAUGAAGUGCACUUUCCAGAGAUGGAAAGUGUUUUGUUUCCCCUGUGCUCACGCCAUUGCUGCUAUUACUAUGAGUGGUAUUGAGAUGUUGAGGUUUGUUCAGCCUUACUUUGGUUCGAAUAAUUUUCGCCACACGUAUGCUCCUACAAUUCGACCCAUUCCCAAUUACGAAAGGCCAGAAGCGUAUGAACCUGAAGAGAGAGUCCUACCUGGUAUUCCAAGGCCACCUCCAAGAAGACCACCAAAGAAGCGCAUCCAUGGUGCUUAUGAGAAGGAGAUGAGGCCUAUGAAGUGCUCAAAUUGCAAGAAUAUUGGGAACCACAACAAAGCUAUCUGUCGUGUAUUAAUGAUGGAGUAG
Molecule: messenger RNA, 897 nt
Organism: Papaver somniferum (opium poppy)
Lineage: Eukaryota; Viridiplantae; Streptophyta; Magnoliopsida; Ranunculales; Papaveraceae
Exons: 3
Coding region: 1-897 (298 amino acids)
Source: RefSeq, a predicted model, not a curated record